UACCGUAGUUCAAUCGAACGAAGGAUUGAGCUUGAUGCCCGACUUUAAGGCAGUUGUUCUCGCUAUAUGUCAUUAUGUGGUGGCUUCUAUGGCUUGCUAAUUUGAUUGUAGUUUCGUGCAGCGAUAAAUCUUGCAAGGAAGCUUCCUAUCAGUGCGAACGUGACUUGGAAGGAUGCGGGUCGGCACUCAACAAAAUUUUUCACAGAGCAGAGUGUCUUCAUGCGUUAGGUCUCAAGGACCAUGAAACGGUCGGGAUCCAAAUACGUAGACCGAUGGCUAAGACCUGUCCACUGACCUGUGUGAGUGCGAUCAACAACCUAACUGCUACGAAUGGAGGUAAAGCGAUGGAAACAUGUGACUGUGAGAGAGACUCGACGUGUCUAACAGUGAAGGCACGCUUGAAGCGAUGCGUACUCAGUCGAACUACAAAUUACACUAUGUUUAGUUGCACUCAGGCUAGAAAACGAUGUAAUAACGACAAGGAUUGUAAACGAAUACAAGAGAACUUCCUGAGGCGAUGUACAAAGCUUAUUUCAGGUGUGGGAUGCACAAAGGAUUGUUUAGACAGCCAAGACGAAUUGCUGAAUUCAGAUCUGGGCAAAGCUCUGAACGAGUGCGAGUGUGAUGGGUUCGAGGAGCCGUAUUGCCGUGGUAUUCGGGCAAACUACGAGGAACUGUGCGUAGGACCUAGAGGGCCUCGCAAUUCGGAUGCUAGUCCUACCCCUGCUCCAACAGAGUAUAUGGUACAGAAAUUUAUACAUUCUGGACAAAGUCACUUAGCCAAUACACAAUUUGAGCUUCCUGUAUGGAGUCUGUAUGCAGCAAUCACGGCAUACAUGUUCUUCAAUCUAUAACCGUAUUGUUUACUUUCACGGCGACAAUUUGCUUCUUAUAAAACAGACUUUGGACAGAAGCUGUUCAAUAGGAAACUGGAAAUUUGUCCGUCAGCUUUCAUUGCUUCAUUCGUGUUGUUUUUAUAAAUGUUGUAACUGCUCCAAUUGUUAUCCAGUUGUGCCAUGCGUUUUCAAUCGCCGUUCACAGCACUGUCAACAGCGCGUUCAUGCUGACAAAAAAAUCCUUUCGGAAGAAUUGUACAAAGCUAUUCAUUUUGUUCAAAUAUCUUUUGGAUUAUUGCUAGGGUUGUUGAUAAUUUUAAAGUUCAAUCAAGCUUAUCAAGUGUGUAUAUAGCAUUUUGGAAUUUAGAUUAUAUUUUGGUUAAGUUUACCAUGAAGUCUCCCGGCGUAACGCUGGGCGACAUACGCGGCGUUAUGAGAAGAAAACAGAAGAGAUUUGAUUAGCGUAGCGAUUUGAGUUCAUCUUACUUAAGGACGUUUGGACGAGAUAGCAUCAAUUGUUACCAGUCAAUUGUGAUCAAUGCGUUCUUUGCGUAAUCCUUACACGACAACUAUUUGACAAACUCGGUUUGUUGUGUCUUUUCGACAUGAAUUGUACGCUUUAAGCAAACCAUUAAGGAAUGCUUGAAAUAACGCCUUUAUUGUUAUAAUCUCGAGGUCGUCUAGGCUAUUCUCCGCCAUGAGUAAGGUCAUUCUAGAUAGGCAUUUAUAUCGGCUAAUCGAGCACUAGAGAGUUUCAUAUCGUGGAUUAGCAUGCGAUAAUACCCGUAGAUAUUUCCCUGUAUUUACUCACCGUUUUUCACGGUUAUGUGAAAGAAAAAUCCUUUAGAAAUGACGAAGCCGUUUCUCCCAUUGCAAUCAAACUGAAGUGUCCCGAGAGCAAAAGAAAUUCUGCAAACGAUUUUAAUUUGAAUUAAUUCAAAUUACAUUGUAUUUCGAGAUAUUUAAUGUACUGAAAUAAAAAGGAAUAAUCUAUGUGAGCUCACAUGCCCUUAAAAAUAAACGUUAUAUCCUACGGAAAUCAAAUGCGAAAUUUUGCUCUGUUCGAGGAAAUAAGCAUGCUACUAAAAAAAUAUAUUAGUAAUUAUAGCAAUAAAAAUCAUAUUUCGA
Molecule: messenger RNA, 1964 nt
Organism: Stylophora pistillata
Lineage: Eukaryota; Metazoa; Cnidaria; Anthozoa; Scleractinia; Pocilloporidae
Product: growth arrest-specific protein 1
Biological process (GO): regulation of cell cycle
Source: RefSeq, a predicted model, not a curated record